UCUACCAGUAGUAGUAGUCCAUGACUUUCGCAUCCACAUUCGAAUUCCGCGCUGACAGCUACCACCAUUCCGACACACGGGUAAGCCAUUCGACGUCAAAAUUUGUUUCCCUUUGCGAGGGCUAAAAUUCAAAAAUUUUUCGCCAAAUUGUCGAGGAGACUACUCACCUUUCUGGGGGUGCAUUUGAUCACACUCGGGCUGCUGGUGCUACUCGUUCAUGUCGCCCGAAAAAUGAACGAUUAUUUGCAGAAUAUUUUGCACAGCGAUCUGUCCGAUCUGAAGAAAGAGUUUCCCCUGUUCGAUACGGACACAUUCGAUUUGCCGAGACGGGGAAAACGUAACGGAAGACCAUUGCAAUUGGCGGAUCCAAACGAUCCGUACUCUAAAUCGACCCGAGAUUUGAACGUAAUUCAGCUGGAACCAAUUUCGAUUAAGUCGGAAAAGGGAAGCCCACAAGUCGUAAACGUCAAGCAGACCUUUCGGUUUCCGAAUAAUUUUAUUACCAAGAAAAAUUCCUACCAUUCGCACAGCCAUGGGCGGCGAUCGUUGAUUCCUCGGAACAUGUACAGUCAAACCAGCAAAACCAUUGUCGAACUGUACGAAGCUCAAAGAUGCGGUGCCGCCGGUGAACCACGUACCGUUCUUUCGCAUCAAAAAUCCGAACUGAUCGAUUCCGACAUCAACAGCGAAACCCGGUCCGAUGUGUGCGUGAAAGCAAACAUUCGCAAUGGUUCCUACACGAUGGUGGGCAGUGAUUUCGCCAAGAAAAAUCAUCACAAACAGGGUGCGAAACCGGUGGAAUUGAUUCUGAUCAAACCGAAGAACCAUCGAACGGUUGUUCCUACAACGCCGUACUUUAAUGCGAAGAAAAAGCGACCCGUUUCGAAACGAAAGUACACCCGAAAUUUUCCCGUGCCGGUAAAAUCGCCAAAGCGGAAAACCAAAUAUCCCAGUAUCAAGCUGGAAAGUAUCGAACUUGAUGACACGGCUGCCAAAGAUGGGUACCAGGAGGACACCGGGAACUCGACCUCGGAAUGUUUGAAUCCUUCGAACGAGUUCCUGGAUGAUGGCGUUUGUUCGACCUACGGCACACUGCAGGUCAAUAAGAUAAUCGACAAACUGCAGGAUAACGUGUGGGAUGUGAAUCUGAACGGCAUUCGGGAACUGAUCGAAACGGCUAGUAAAAUUGACUGGAAGAAGUACGAGAAGCAUAUGACCAUCAUCAACCGGAAAAUGAUCGACUUCCUUAAAAGUCCAAGAUCUUCGCUUUGCCGGUCGGCCUGUCAAGCGAUUGGGGAACUUUUCCGGGAGGCAAAAUCCACCAAACGACCGGAGUUCGAUGAAAUCGUUGACAUUUUGCUGUGCAAAACUGCGGACUCCAAUCGGUUCAUUCAGAAGGAUGCCAAUGCGGCCCUGGACAAACUGGUGACCUAUAUUCCGAUUUCCCAUUCGGUGCGGGCACUUUCCGCUCACGGUCCGGUACACAAGAAUCCUCUGGUGCGGAUUGCCACGGCCAGACUGUUGGUUUGUAUCUGUGCCCUGUUCGGUCUGGAUGCCGUUUUGGGCACCAAUGCUAACCCGAGAACGCGCCAGGCAAUCCUAACUAUUCCGAUCAAGUUUCUAACGGAUAAAAAUCUAGAAACGAGGAAAUUGGGCGAACGGCUGUACAACAUGCUCAUAGCUUGGUUCUCCGCCAGAAACAAGAGCGACGGUGAUGUCUUGCAGAGUAGCUUAUUGAUGUAACAUUUACAAGAAAUCUAGAAGCUAUAGGAAUAAAAAUCCGAACACAGAGAAUCCAGUCGGUGUCCAAACGAAUGAGUUCUCUUCGGCAGCCAGUAGAUUCAAGUUGACAGAAUAAAGAAAAUCGUUAACCAUCUGAAA
Malaya genurostris is the source of this 1881-nucleotide messenger RNA. RefSeq lists its product as uncharacterized. NCBI's taxonomy places the organism in Eukaryota, Metazoa, Arthropoda, Insecta, Diptera, Culicidae. Gene Ontology annotation, molecular function: microtubule binding. Gene Ontology annotation, biological process: mitotic spindle assembly. Gene Ontology annotation, cellular component: cytoplasmic microtubule; spindle microtubule; mitotic spindle. Bases 232 to 1743 code for a protein of 503 amino acids. The transcript has 5 exons. The record is from RefSeq and is a predicted model, not a curated record.